GGCGUCCCGGCCCCGGAGGAGGGACCCGGAAGCAGAAGCGGAGCCGCGAGUCGAGCCGAGCCGCUGCCCCCGCUGCCCGCUGGCGCCGGGUGGGGGUCCCGGCGCCUGGAUGGGCAGCGGCGGCGCGGGCCGCGGGCGGCAAUGGGCGAGGAGCAGAGCACGGUGAGCGGCGGCGGCGGCGGUGCCCCCCGGGAGACGAGCGGCCCCGCGGGCCACUCCGAACCCCCGCGGCCGUGGAGGGACAGCGCUGGGGCGCCCGGGCCGCGCCUCGCCUCGGCCGAGUCAGGCGGCGGCGGCGGAAGCGCCUUGGGCUGCACGGACACGAGCGCCCCGAAGCCCGCGAGGAACCGGGGGGCCCCGAGCUGGAGGAGGAGUUCAGAGCCGGGGCAGCCCGCGGGACUGGCGCUCAUCGGGCCCCUCAAUCCCCAGACUUUGCAACAGCAACUGGAGGAGGAGGACGAGGAGGAGGAAGCCGGGAACAGAAGAGAGGGCGGGCGUGAACAGCAAGAGGCGACCCCCGGCGUGGAGCCCGAGCCCGGGAGCCGCGCCGGGCCCAGCGAUGGGCCGGUCCUGGACGUGCUGGGCCAGCGGCGCCCGGCCCCUGCCAAGAGACACGUCUUCUGCUCGGUGUACUGCGUGGAGAACGACCAGCCCGAGGUCCCCACGGUCGAGCCGCUGUCGCCGCCGGCUUCGCCCCCUCGGGCUCCGCCGCUGCCGAACCCUCUCGGCCCCCCCGCCUCCUUCCCUAGUCCCCGGCUGCCCCUCCCAGCGGACCCCCUGUCCCCCGAUGGCGGCAGCAUCGAGCUGGAGUUCUACCUGGCGCCAGAGCCAUUCUCCGUGCCCAGCCUACUGGGAGCUCCACCCUACUCCGGCCUGGGCGGGGUAGGGGAUCCCUAUGCGCCUCUCAUGGUGCUGAUGUGCCGGGUGUGCCUGGAAGAAAAACCCAUCAAGCCCUUGCCCUGCUGCAAGAAGGCCGUGUGCGAGGAGUGCCUCAAAGUCUACUUGAGCUCCCAGGUGCAACUUGGCCAAAUAGAAAUCAAAUGCCCUAUCACAGAGUGUUUUGAAUUCCUGGAAGAAACAACUGUUGUCUAUAACUUAACACAUGAAGACUCCAUCAAAUAUAAGUACUUCUUGGAACUUGGCCGUAUCGAUUCCAGCACCAAGCCAUGUCCUCAGUGCAAGCACUUUACAACCUUCAAGAAAAAAGGACAUAUUCCCACCCCUUCCAGAUCAGAAAGCAAAUACAAAAUCCAGUGCCCCAUGUGCCAAUUCGUCUGGUGUUUUAAGUGCCACUCUCCUUGGCAUGAAGGUGUUAACUGCAAGGAGUACAGAAAAGGAGACAAAUUGUUGCGUCACUGGGCCAGUGAAAUUGAGCACGGGCAGAGGAAUGCCCAGAAGUGUCCAAAAUGCAAGAUUCAUAUCCAGAGGACAGAAGGAUGUGAUCAUAUGACCUGUUCACAAUGUAACACUAAUUUUUGUUACCGAUGUGGGGAGAGAUACCGCCAGCUCCGAUUCUUUGGAGACCACACCUCAAACCUCAGUAUAUUUGGCUGCAAAUAUCGCUACCUCCCAGAGAGACCUCAUUUAAGGAGAUUAGUGCGAGGGUCGGUCUGUGCUGGAAAAUUACUCGUUGCACCUCUAAUCCUGGUUUUGGGAUUAGCUCUAGGGGCCAUAGCUGUUGUAAUCGGUUUAUUUGUAUUUCCUAUCUAUUGCCUUUGUAAAAAACAGAGAAAACGAUCACGGACAGGUAUGCACUGGUAAAAGGCAGACAGAUGAUUUCAUCUGAAUUUUGGGUAGGAGCUCUACAGAAUGGUACACCCAUCUGUGAGUCACUUCUUGAAAAACACGGAGCGGAACCUUCUGCUGUCUCAUCGCUCCAUGGUUCUCUGCAGGCUGCAAUGCCUCUAGCUAUGGUGCACUCCCGUCAUGCAUCCUGCCCCUUUCCCUAUAUGGAUUGCUGCUUUUCCAAAUGGUCACUUUCAUAGACAUGAGACUGAGCAUCUGUAUCUUAGCUCUGACUUCUUCAUGGUUCUUUGAAGAACAUGUUUUAAUGAAGAACCAGUUAUCCUCCAAAUUGUUCUGAGCACGCCUCUCCUGAGCAUUGCUUGGACUGUGUGUGAACCCUGAGCCUCCCUCCAUGCCAUCUGGUGAGACGUGGUAGGAGUAGCUGGAGGCCCACCUGUGCGAAUAAGCAAGACCAUUUUCAGAAGACGAAGGCUCAACCUAUGCACCUAUUUUCAUCUAUGGCCCAGGCAGUACAAUUCAUUCAUUCUUCAGAGACUAUAAUUGCUAAAAAUCUCAAUGCCCCAAAGGGAACUGAUGAAACUAAAUGAAUAAGAAUCAUGAGUUAUUGAAGUAUCUGUGUAGUGGUAUAUGUUGUGUGUGUGUAUAUAUACAUAUAUUUACACUAUAUUAUAUAUAUAGUGUUAAAACUAGACCCAGUAACCUUGUACUUGUCUAGUUCCUUGCCGCUACACUAUUUUUCCACAUUUUCCUAGAGCUGUUUAAUGAUCGUUGUUCCUUUGUGGGCGUAGUUUGAUAAUAUACUGAAUUAAAGUCAAUAUAGACACCAGGCUAUUUCAUUCAAUGUUAAUUCUCUCUAUUUCUUGCUCUCUUUUUUUGUCAUAUGUACACACAGAAACUUGUGCAAUGUUACCCCAAGGGUAAUCAAACUAUGUAAACUGACAAAACUGAUAGGCUGCUUUUAGGAAAUUCUCAAUCUUCUCACAUUUCUUAUAUUUUGACCUUCGUGCUUCACUGUAUAAAUAAAUCCUUCAGGCAGGGUUAGUCAGUCCAAAGAACAACUUUAUUAAAAGGAGAAUGGCUUAAGUUUUAACAUAUCUCUAAUCUGCUAAAUUUUUUUUAUCAAAAUAUAAUUACAAAUAAUUCUGCUUUGUAUCAAGGUUUUAUAUUAUUUAAUAUCUCACCUUCUCCCUCCUUUUCUCUCUUUCUCCCUCUUUUUUAUUUGUUGCCGAGGUUUUCAUAAAGACAAAUAUGACUUUUGAAGGAUUUUUUUGUGUUUAUUGCUCAAUUGCAUAAUAAUCUGUUAUGGAGCGAUAAUUUGAAAACAAAAUUUUUUAUGUUGAUGAGUAUAUCUAAAAUACAAAUUGCUUUUAGAGAAGCAAACAAACAAAAAAAACAAAUGUAGGAAAUAUUUUCAGGAAGGUUUCAAAGCUGAGAAGUCUUUAAAAAUAAGAAAAGUUCAAGUAGUUAAACUAUGGUUUGUUUUCAUCAUGAAAAUUCAUCAUCAGAAAGGAAGACCCCUAAGAAGCCUGAAGUUUCCAGUUAUCUCCUAACCCUUAAAAUUAGCCAUCUGCCAUAGAUGUCACAUCUAUAUGUCAGCAACAUUGUCUGACUUGAAAUGGGUUAUGCUAUAAAACAUGCAUUAACAUGGAUAGCUUGUCUUUAUUGGACUUCAGAAAAUGAGAACAUUUGCCAUUUUUGUUUGAUCUAAAAAGUCCAUGGUAGAGGUGUUUACUUCCAUGAUUAACAAGGCAGCAUGCUUCCGCAUUCUUUCUGAAUAACACUCAAAAUAGCUAAACCACAGCUCUGGACUAGUUGUCUAAUUCCAGGUGGAAGAGAGCAUGCCAUAUAUGGUUCAGGAAUAGCAUGUUUUUGAAGUGUAGCAUGAUGUAAGAAAAAGUGAGGCUCUAGUUUUCAUGAAUUUAUCUUAGCAUUCCUCCAUUCAUCCAUCCACCCAUCCACCCAUUCAUGCAACAAAUAUUUGAGUGCCUGCUCUAGGUGCUCUGGUAUUAAGAGCGGAAGAGGGAAACUUUGUAGCUUAAAUCCAUGAAUUACUGUCAUAAAAGUGCUUAAUUUUUGUGAAUAUGUCUGUCCUGGACUUAGGCCUUAGUUUUGUGAUAUAUGAAUAUGAUCAAUUCUAUAUCUAGUGAAUAUGUGUAUAUAUGUUAUGCAUAUAUAUGUACAGAAAAUAUUUCCAUAGCUGCAUAUGAAAACAUAUGCUACAUACAUAUAUACCAUCUGGUUGAAUAAUAUGCUUUUUGGUCUUAGAUAAUCUAUUUUCUUAGGUUAUUGUGUUUGUUGUCUUUGGCCUACUCAGGGAUUUUUAUUCCUUUCUUUAAAUAACUUAUCUUUUGGAAAUAUUUUUAUAUUAUUUAAAACUUUUCCAAUAUUCCAAUUACAAAGCCAGGUCUGUUUAUCAAGCAGUAAAAGUUAUUCCAUCAAUGUUUGAAAAUAGUGUGCAUUAUCUUGCACAGGAUUUUCAUUUUUCUAUUGCAUAGAUUUUUUAAAAAUUAAUAUAUACAUUUUUCUCUUUAAAAGUUGACAGAUAGUAGGCCUUUCCCUGCUGGUGGAUUAAUAUAAUUAUUGGUGAAUUUUUUGCUUAAAAUAAUCAUUGGUGAAUUUUUUACUGAGUUUCAUCAAGAUCUUAAAAGAGGGACAAAAAACAUAAAAGAUUAUUUCUACGUUAGUGCCAACAUUGAAGGUAAAACUAUAAUAGUAACUUUAGACAAAGAAGCAUGCAUGUAAAAUAUCUUUCUAUCCUAGGCUUGCUAUUUUUAAUAUGUUUUUAUUCUAAAUUUGAUAUAUACUGCUUUUAAAAAACAAAACCAUACAGUAGUAUAAAAUACACGUUCCUCUGCUUGCCCCACCCCUUGUUUGCUAGGGGUAACCACUGUCUAUGGUUUCAUAUGUGUCUUUCCAUAUCAAGACCCUUUCUACAAAUCUGUUAGUAUGUGUGUGGUUAUGUGUGUAUCAGUUUUAUACAAAUGGAAUAAUAUUCUUAUUGUCCUGUGACUAUUUAUCAUUUUAUUGUAUGUAUCAUAUAUCAAUGGACACUUUUCCAUAAGAGUUUAAAUAGAUUUACCUCAUUCUUUCGUACAUUACUGCAUAUUCCAUUGUGGAAUUAUAUGUCCUUUAUUGAAUGGACAUUGAGAUUGUUUUCACUUGUCUUAUUACAAACAAAGUAACAGUGAUGAUCCCUUUAGAUAUUCUUUUCACCCUCAUGUGAACAUUUCCAUAGGUUCUUAAAUUUGGUUUCUGCUAGAUAUUAGUAACAAAUGUAAUGUUUUUCAGUGAAUGAGAUCAUAGAAAUAAUGUAUUUGAGAUCUUUCUUUGGAGGAAAAAGAAAAGAUUCUAUAGGAGUGCUUAAUUUUUAAAGAAAAGCAUCUUCUGCAAGAUAAUUUCCUCUGCUUAUUUAGCCAAAUAAAUACUUUGCCAAAAAUUAUAAAAUAAAAUUAAUUUUUUUUCCAAUAGAAAUAAAAGGUGAUGUCUAUAAGAAGAUGUGAGAAAUAUACAUUGACUUAGGGAUGGUCUAGUUUUAAAACUUGAGGGAUUUAAAUGAAACAGCCAAGCCAAGUUGAUUGAUGUUUUUCUAUUUUUUAAACACUAUCCAUGUUCAUGCAUGUUGCUUCACAAAGGAACUUAAUUAUGCCCAUGUGAAAAGGAGGAAGUACUAUGUUGGCAGUCUUGAAUACCCACAAUUAUCCAUAGAAAAAUAAAUUGGACCGUAAAUAAGGUUUGGUAGUUUGUUGGCUAUUUAUAAAAUAUGGAAUGAUCUGAAAUCUUCAUUUUGCAAAGACUCCCUACAGUUCCCUCGGAACUUCUGAAUGGGCAGUUAAGAAGAGGAGAGAGGUCAGACCUUUGAGUACAAGCAACAUCGUAUUGCCAACACCUUGAUUUGAUUUCCUGAUAGGUGCUAUGGUAUCAGAACAGUAGAUCACACAGGAAAACAAUCAGAGGUAAUUAAACACCAGUCGGGUUACAACAUGAUAUCUUUAAUUAUAGGUUCUCUGCUGUGGUGUCAGGAUUCAGUGGCACCUGUCAUGAAAUUCUCGGCCUUAUGCCACUCACCAUCUCUUGAGUCCUAAGGACUGAGUGGAUCUGUAUCUUUCCCGCCACCCAAAUUUAUGACCCAUCGCUCCCCUACUCUGGUAGACCAAAAAUACCUACAAACUGCUGUAAUCUUCCCAGCCCCUUGGUGCCCUCCCCAGCCUCAUCUGUCUCCAUCCCUCUGCUACUCUAACUAGCUCCUCCUCACUUAAAAGAGGGCAAGAGACCAAUCAGAGGGAGUGAAAAGCUCACUCUGGCGUGUGCAAAGCCUCAGUGUCCAUUCCUGGCCAUGGUCCAAUUAGAGUACAUCAACCCAGACAUGCAUCCAGCAUCUCCCUUGUUAAACAAAUAGUUUUGUCUUACAUUAGACAUAGAUGCUGUCUGUUAAAUUUAUAAUUAUGAAAAAUGUUAGUGGCCUCAAUAACACUCAUUGGUAUGCUCUGUUAAGUACAAAGAUAAGAAAAUUCACACCGAAAGCCAUAUUUCGAUGUUUAACUUUAUAAGCAAGCUGCACGUAUGCCUUUAUGUGACUCUUCACAUUGGAUUGUGUGCUUAUACUUGCAUAUUUGUGGCUGAGAUCUAAAGUAACUUUUCCUGUGUUCAGCUGUGUUGUUUUAAGAUCUGUUAUAAAUGUAGCCUUAAAAGUCAAUGAUGCACUUUAAAAUAUUUGUGCCAUUUAAGUGACUUAAUGGCAAGGUUAAGGCAACCAAUAUACGUGUAUAUAUAUAUUUCAAUGGAGAAAAUAGAAUAAUAGUGUUAGCAAAUAUGGGUCACCUCUUUAUAUUUGGGGGUAAAUCAGAAACAUACCUGAGAAAUGUAGCAGAAUUUCUGAAAAUUAUAAUAAUCCUGGAAAAUUGUAUCAAGAGCUCAGAGUAAAUAAUAAUUAACAAGUUUUACUUAGUCUAGUGGGAAUGUUUGACUAAAAUAUAAAGUUAAUUUCUGCUGAAAACAGCAUUUUUCUGUUUCAUGAAAUCUAUAAAGGAAGUUUCCCUUACUAGAAACAUGAAAAAUCAAAACUGCCACCAUUAGCUAGUUUUUGAGCACAUUUUGUUUUCUCAAGUCAUUAUAAUUUAAUUACAACAAUUUUCUCUUUCUGUGAAUAAGUUCCAAAAUAUAUAAUUUUUAUACCCAAAAUUAUUACUUUGAUGAAACAGAAAAAAUUACAGAAGCACUAGAGUAUAGUCUGAGUAAAAUUACAGACACCUCAAAUUUGGGGAGCAUUCAACAUUACUUUGGAUGCAAACCAAUGACCCAUACCUUUCAGGAAUCCCUUUCAAUGGAAUACCUUGGGACUCUGGUUUGGAGGACCAGACUGUCCUAAUUCAAAGCCAACUAUCAUGUGGGGCGUCUAUUGUCUGUUACUGUCAUGAGGCCAGAACUUCAGUUGACUUUAUCCAAAUCCAUGUAACAGAGUCACAUUAGAGAGAGGCUGUUAGAAUUGUCUAUUUGGAGAAUAUAUCAUGUACCUUCUAGAUCCCCAUACAUAUUGCCGAUUUUAGUAACAUGUAAGUAUGUGUAUUACAACUUGACUCUUUUGAAGAAGUAGACAUUCUUGCUAAAGAAGUGACUUCAAGAAUAAUAAUAUGAAUUUAAAAGGCAAUAAAUUAUUUAAACACAC
Molecule: messenger RNA, 7408 nt
Organism: Choloepus didactylus (southern two-toed sloth)
Lineage: Eukaryota; Metazoa; Chordata; Mammalia; Pilosa; Megalonychidae
Gene: RNF217
Product: ring finger protein 217
Exons: 6
Coding region: 142-1761 (539 amino acids)
Biological process (GO): positive regulation of proteasomal ubiquitin-dependent protein catabolic process; protein polyubiquitination; ubiquitin-dependent protein catabolic process
Cellular component (GO): cytoplasm; ubiquitin ligase complex
Molecular function (GO): ubiquitin protein ligase activity; zinc ion binding; ubiquitin conjugating enzyme binding
Source: RefSeq, a predicted model, not a curated record